This is a messenger RNA of Drosophila santomea, 198 nucleotides long. RefSeq lists its product as uncharacterized. Lineage: Eukaryota; Metazoa; Arthropoda; Insecta; Diptera; Drosophilidae. Bases 1 to 198 code for a protein of 65 amino acids. The transcript has a single exon. The record is from RefSeq and is a predicted model, not a curated record.
AUGAAGACAAAGGUUAUAUUUACUAUUUUAUUUUUCACUCUAGUGGCGAUCUUGGGCUCCAACGCCGAAAGUGACACAACCACUGAAGCCUCCGAAACCACGACAGCAUAUCCGCCAGCUCCAAAAUGGUCUUGGACGGAAUUCAUCCGGGCUUUAAACGGCAGCGGUAGUGGAAACAAGUUCUACUUCUUUUUCUAG